GUAGUUGAAGAAGAUAAGACAACUAGAAUCUUUCCCACUUUAGUUAAUCCUAUCCUCCUCUCCGAUGAAUCUCAUCUCUACCAACGCACCUGCCGCGACGAAAGGAGCUGCUCCCGCAAGCAGAUUUACUCUGCUGUUUCAACUUCCGUAAUGAGAUGCCAAUGGCCUCCAUACUCUGCCUACCCACCCAUCACGGCGGUCUAAAGAAUAAGCUAGACGACUAUCUCUGCCGCACCCCCAUCACUCCAAGCUCUCAUCUGGGUCGUUUAAGUUCAUCGAGUUUGUCAACUGAUGCUCGCAAAUUUGCCUGCAGGAGUCGUAGAAGGCAAUUGGGAUUGUGCAGAAAAGUUCAUUUUAGAGGUUUGUUAUCGAAAUGUAAAGCGACAGAGUUUGAUUCGAGGCCCCAAGAGACUGGAGAAGAGGAUGUUGCCAUGGGGACUCUGAUUUGGAGGGCAAUUAAGUUACCAAUUUACUCUGUUGCUUUGGUUCCUUUAAUGGUAGGCAGUGCAGCUGCUUAUUUUCAGUCUGGGAACUUUUCCACUCGGCUUUUUGUUGUAAUCCUGGCUUCCUCUGUUCUUAUCAUCAGUUGGCUUAAUUUAAGCAAUGAUGCUUAUGACUUCAGUACAGGAGCUGAUAAGAACAAAAAGGAGUCAGUUGUAAAACUUGUUGGCAGCCCCACAGGAACACUUGUUGCUGCCUACACUUUUCUUGCUCUUGGCUUCCUGGGGUUGACAUGGGCAUCUUUGGAGGCCGGGAACCUGCGUUCAAUAUUAUUUCUAGCCUUUUCAAUUGUUUGUGGCUACAUAUAUCAGUGUCCACCGUUCCGGUUAAGCUACCAAGGAUUGGGGGAGCCCUUGUGCUUUGCCGCCUUUGGCCCAUUUGCUACAACAGCGUUUUACUUAUUACAGAGUAACGCCAGGGAGAUGAGAUAUCUUCCCAUAUCCAAUACAAUUCUUUCUGCUUCUAUCCUCGUGGGAAUGACAACAACUCUAAUUCUCUUCUGCAGCCAUUUUCAUCAGGUUGAGGGAGACGGAGCUGUAGGAAAAAUGUCUCCUUUGGUAAGGCUUGGCACAGAAAGAGGUUCCAAGGUGGUGAAGGUUGCAGUAAUUAUGCUCUAUGUGCUUCUGUUUGCUUUAGGUUUAAGCAAGAGUCUUCCAUUUACUUGCAUUUUCUUUUGUGGUCUUACUAUUCCAGUGGGCAAGCUGGUAGUUAGCUUUGUUGAAGAAAACCACAAGGAUAAACAGAAAAUUUUCAUGGCCAAGUAUUUCUGCGUGAGGUUACAUGCCAUAUUUGGAGUUGCAUUGGCUGCUGGAUUGGUUGUAGCUAGAUUGAUCUCUAUUACUUCGUUUUAAGCUUGCGUUCAGUCGUAACUAACAAUGUCUUGAGCUACUUUCGAGAUCGUCACAGUGUCUUCUUAUUUGCACGGCAUAUCACAUUCCGAGGGACGCCCCAGAACAGCUCGUGUUAGUGAUCUUAUUGCUGCUUGUCGAAUCUGAUCCAUUGAAGGUUGAGCUUUUGAUGAAAGAAUGAUGCGAAUAUACGAUCAAGAACUGCUCGUGCUAGAGCACAGGGGCACAUUUCUUGGCUUGCAAAGCUCUUCAGAAGGGGGUCUAUUUAGAGUAAGCUGAGAGCUUUUCUGAUUUUAUAUAUAUAACAUGUAGUUUUUACUUGUAAGCAACAAUAAUUAAAAGAAAAGUUAGCUUUAUUCAAUAUUGUGAAAUCACCGGUUAAAAUAAUGUUGGGAAACAUCUCACACGCUACUCUACCAUAGAAAUAAUAGAAAAUACUUUGAGAAA
Molecule: messenger RNA, 1796 nt
Organism: Benincasa hispida (wax gourd)
Lineage: Eukaryota; Viridiplantae; Streptophyta; Magnoliopsida; Cucurbitales; Cucurbitaceae
Gene: ABC4
Product: UbiA prenyltransferase family protein
Biological process (GO): phylloquinone biosynthetic process
Cellular component (GO): membrane
Molecular function (GO): prenyltransferase activity
Source: RefSeq, a predicted model, not a curated record